Molecule: messenger RNA, 1506 nt
Organism: Juglans microcarpa x Juglans regia
Lineage: Eukaryota; Viridiplantae; Streptophyta; Magnoliopsida; Fagales; Juglandaceae
Product: COBRA-like protein 1
Exons: 6
Coding region: 142-1500 (452 amino acids)
Biological process (GO): plant-type cell wall cellulose biosynthetic process; cellulose microfibril organization
Cellular component (GO): plasma membrane
Source: RefSeq, a predicted model, not a curated record
AGCUGGCUUAGACCGCGUUCCGUCUUCCGUUUUCUCUCGUAUCUCGCUCUUCAGAGUUCAGUCUUCUCUGGAAUUAGAAAGCUUGUGGCGAUCAAGAAAAUAGACAUUCAUUGAAACAGGAAGAAAAUCUUCGCCCGGAAAAUGGGCUUCUGGUUGUCACCCAUGAUAGCUUUCCUCGCCAACUUCACCAUUGCGCUUUUGUUUCUGCUUUCUUGCACUUAUUUCACUUCAACAGACGCCUAUGAUGCACUUGACCCACAUGGAAAUAUCACAAUCAAAUGGGAUAUAAUGAGUUGGACUCCUGAUGGCUAUGUUGCAGUUGUCACAAUGUACAACUUCCAGCAAUACCGUCACAUUCAAGCACCAGGGUGGUCACUGGGAUGGACGUGGGCAAAGAAGGAGAUAAUAUGGAGCAUGAAUGGAGGCCAAGCCACAGAGCAAGGGGAUUGUUCUGGAUUUAAAAACAGCUUCCCACAUUGCUGUAAAAGGAAUCCAACAAUUGUGGAUCUAUUGCCGGGAACACCUUACAACCAGCAGAUUGCAAAUUGUUGCAAAGGGGGUGUACUCAAUUCAUGGGUGCAAGAUCCAGCUCAUGCGGCAGGGUCAUUUCAGCUCAGUGUCGGUCGUGCUGGAACCUCCAACAAAACAGUCAGAGUGCCUAAAAACUUCACUCUGCAAGCCCCAGGGCCUGGUUAUACAUGUGGACGUGUAAAAAUUGUUAAACCAAGUAAAUUCUUUACAGCAGAUAAAAGGAGAGUCACCCAAGCUUUGAUGACAUGGAAUGUUACAUGCACAUAUUCACAAUUUUUAGCUAAAAAAACUCCGACUUGCUGUGUCUCACUCUCAUCCUUCUAUAACGACACAAUAGUACCGUGCCCUGCAUGUUCAUGUGGCUGCCAAAGCGACAUGGCUAAGCGAGGGAGCUGUGUUGAGGCAAAUUCACCACAUCUAGCUUCAGUUGUUUCAGGUUCUGGCAAUAACAGCUAUCUGCCUCUGGUUCAAUGUACCAGUCAUAUGUGCCCAGUCCGAGUCCACUGGCAUAUUAAGCUUAACUACAAGGAAUACUGGAGGGUGAAGAUCACAGUUACAAAUUUCAAUCAUGGGAUGAACUAUACGGAUUGGAACCUAGUUUUUCAACACCCCAACUUUAACAAUAUGGCCCAGAUUUUCAGCUUUAAUUACAAGUCAUUAAAUCCUUAUGGAGCAAUAAAUGACACUGCCAUGCUAUGGGGAAUUAAGUUCUACAAUGAUUUGCUUAUGCAAGCUGGCCCUCUGGGUAAUGUUCAGUCAGAGAUACUUCUUCGGAAAGAUGCAUCUUUCACCUUUGAGAAGGGUUGGGCUUUCCCUCGAAGGGUCUAUUUCAAUGGCGAUAACUGUGUCAUGCCACCUCCUGAUGCCUAUCCAUGGUUGCCAAAUGCUAGUUCCCGGAAGUACAUCUCCUUGCUUACACUAAUCAUGACUUUCUUGUCAGCCUUGACAUUCACAAAUGCAUAUUUGUAAAGCUUA